AUGCACGAACGAACCAGUUUCGAUCAUUCGAAAAUAGAGAACCUAGACGUCACGCCUGAUAUCUUUACUGAAGAUGACAGCAAUGAUGAGUCAAAGUAUGAUCCCUCGACAAGCACUGACCAUAGAUCGAUGGAUGAAACGGCAGACAAGAUGGAUGUCGAAGAGGAUGACAAUCUUACCGAAAACGAGACGGAUGAGGACGACGAAGACGAGGAUAUGGGGAAACAAGACUCGAAUCCAGAUGAAAAUAAUGUGAUAGUAGAAAAAAAAGAUGAAAAUUUAAGUGAUUGA
Molecule: messenger RNA, 291 nt
Organism: Diabrotica balteata
Lineage: Eukaryota; Metazoa; Arthropoda; Insecta; Coleoptera; Chrysomelidae
Source: the annotation of a GenBank genome assembly